Messenger RNA from Solanum pennellii, 972 nucleotides. RefSeq lists its product as uncharacterized. Lineage: Eukaryota; Viridiplantae; Streptophyta; Magnoliopsida; Solanales; Solanaceae. Gene Ontology annotation, biological process: DNA integration. The record is from RefSeq and is a predicted model, not a curated record. The transcript has a single exon. Bases 1 to 972 code for a protein of 323 amino acids. Gene Ontology annotation, molecular function: nucleic acid binding.
AUGGAGAAUUAUUGCUGCAAGUUUGUGCAAAAAUGUCAUAAAUGUCAAGUGCACAGUGAUUUGAUCCGAGUGCCGCCUCACGGACUCAAUGCUAUGAGUUCACCUUGGCCAUUUGUAGCUUGGGGUAUAGAUGUCAUCGGUCCGAUAGAGCCAGCCUCUUCUAAUGGACACAAAUUUAUUUUGGUUGCCAUUGAUUAUUUCACCAAGUGGGUAAAAGCAGCUUCAGACAAGUCGGUAACCAAGAAAGUUGUAGCUGAUUUUGUUCGCAACAAUUUGAUAUGCAGAUUCGGAGUACCAGAAUCCAUUAUUAUCGACAAUGGUGCAAAACUCAACAGUCACUUGAUGAGAUAUAUAUGUGAGCAAUUUAAGAUUACUCACCAAAAGUCAACCGCUUAUCGUCCCCAAAUGAACGGAGCUGUAGAGGUUGCCAAUAAGAAUAUCAAAAAGAUUUUGAGGAAAAUGAUUGACAAGCAUCAAGGUUGGCAUGAGAUGUUACCAUAUGCUUUAUUGGGGUACCACACGACUGUCAGAACAUCGACUGGAGCUACUCCUUACUUGCUAGUGUAUGGGACAGAAGCAGUCAUACCUGCUGAAGUCGAAAUACCGUCUUUGAGAAUCAUCCAAGAAGCUGAGUUAAGUAAUGCUGAAUGGGUCAGCAAGCGGAUUGAUCAACUAACUUUGAUUGAUGAGAAGAGAAUGGUUGUCGUCUGUCAUGGUCAGUUGUAUAGACAAAGAAUGAUUCGUGCCUUUCACAAGAGAGUAAGAGCCAGAAUUUUCGAAGUUGGUCAAUCGGUCCUUAAGCACAUUUUUCCUCAUCAAGAUGAGUACAAAGGAAAGUUCGCACCAAACUGGCAAGUUCCUUACAUGGUUCGUAAAGUAUUUUCUGUAGGUGCUUUGGUCCUGUCGGAUAUGGAUGGCACCGUAUGGCCAAAACCAAUCAACUCAAAUGCAGUCAAGAGAUACUACGUGUGA